This is a messenger RNA of Xiphias gladius (swordfish), 951 nucleotides long. Its product is annotated as olfactory receptor 52B2-like. The record is from RefSeq and is a predicted model, not a curated record. Gene Ontology annotation, molecular function: G protein-coupled receptor activity; olfactory receptor activity. NCBI's taxonomy places the organism in Eukaryota, Metazoa, Chordata, Actinopteri, Istiophoriformes, Xiphiidae. Bases 1 to 951 code for a protein of 316 amino acids. Gene Ontology annotation, biological process: G protein-coupled receptor signaling pathway. The transcript has a single exon. Gene Ontology annotation, cellular component: membrane.
AUGUACACAAAUGUGUCUUCUGCUGUUUUACUAAGGCUGGAAACACUGGGCUUGUCUGAAGCAAAUAUUUACCCAGCAUUUUUGUUUGGGACCUUAACGUAUCUGGUUAUUAUGUUUUGCAAUCUGUUGGUAUUAACAGCCAUUGCGGUGAGUAAAAAGCUACACAAGCCCAUGUUCAUCCUGCUCUUCAACUUGCCCGUUAGCGACAUGGUGGGCGCGACGGCUUUUUUCCCCCAGCUCGUUUCCAGCAUCGUGACACAGAACAGACUGAUUUCCUAUCCUGCCUGUGUAACUCAGGCUUUUUGGAUUCAUGUUUAUGGUACAGGAAACCUGCUGAUCUUGAGUGCCAUGGCAUAUGACAGAUACAUUGCUAUAUGUUGUCCUUUGCGGUAUAAUGCCAUCAUGAGUCCGCGCAAUCUAAAUAGAAUUAUUGUUUCAAUAUGGCUCCUAAAUUUCUCAAUUAUUGUCACGUUGAUUUUGUUGCUUGCGCGGUUUAAAAGGUGCAGGACGAAUAUAGUGGAUUUGUACUGUAACAACCCAUCAUUACUGAAGCUGGUCUGCGAGGACACCAGUGUUAACAACUACUAUGGACUAGCUACUAUUUUCCUGGUUCAAGGCGGACCGCUGUUAAUAAUAAUAUACACAUAUGCACAGAUUUUGCGUACAUGCGUCAUGACCAAUCAGCCGGACGCCCGGAGGAAAGCCAUCCAGACAUGUGGUACACAUCUAGUUGUUUUCUUAAUCUUGCAAGUCAAUACUGUGGUUUCACUCAUUUCUCACCGCUUUGAGAGUGCAUCCCCGUACGUGAGGAGGGUUCUUGGCGUGACAGUUGUCAUAUUUCCCCCUUUUCUGGACCCGAUUAUAUAUGGACUGAAAACCACAGAACUGAAGCGGAGCAUUAUCAUGUUCCUAAAAAGAAAUGUAAGCUCAACAAAGAUGUGUCCAGCUUGA